AUGACCAAACCCGGGCUAUGGGACCGCUCUAAACGUCGCUUGAAGUCCUAUGUUGCCCGUACCAAGUUGAGGAUAGCCGCCGCCCUUAUUAGCUCCACCAACGAUGAGGACGAUGAGGAUGAUGAGAUCACAUUCUCACGGCGCAUAUCCCCAGCGCCGGUAUGCGGAGCAGCUAGAAACGACCUCUUGUGGCCCUCCGAUAAGCGCCAGCUGAAAGUGCGCUUCCUUAACGGUACGACACAAGAAAAGGACUAUGUGAAACAGCUUGUCAAUAAGCAUUACAACUCACUUCCUCUGCGGAUCAAAUUCUUCUUCUUUACAGACGGAACUUCUGGCGACUCGGACAUCCGCGUCCAGUUCAACGACAAGGAGUCUUGUAGCUACCUUGCCCGCGAUGCAGAGCGUUACCCCAAUAAGCCCACCUUAUGGAUUAAUCGGUCGACGACAAUAAAAUCGGCGGAAAAAAGAAGGCAGUGGCUCCAGCGCACAAUAUUGCAUGAGUUUGGUCAUGCGUUGGGCAUGGAGCACGAACACGGACAUCCAGACUGUCGUGCCGACUGGAACUGGAGGGUCCUACAGGCAAAGACAGGAUGGACUGCGGAAAAGGUGCAGCAUAAUUACAAGAAACAUCAGUCCCCACGAAUAAAGCUCGCACCGUACGACAAACACUCCAUCAUGCAUUACCGGAUAGAGAUUGGAGACACGCAUAACAAAAUCCAGCCCGUACCGCUAAGCAGUGUCCUGUCGGAUGGAGACAAGAAAUUCUUGAUGGCCCUCUAUCCUCUCCCAAUAACCUCGAAGCCAACACCAAAGCCAACACGAACACCGGUCGUUGCCCCGGCGAGGAAACCAGAGGUAGCCCCGAAGCCAAUACCAAACCCGGUCGUCACCGCCACGAGGAAACCAGUGGUAGCACCGACACCCGCCAAGCCAGCAGUGAUCACAACGGGCAAACCAGUCCAGAAACCGACACCCGGCACAAGUCUGGUCACCGUCCCAGAAACCAAACCCCAGACAAACGUCACCGGCAACCGCCAGCGUUAG
Podospora pseudopauciseta is the source of this 1044-nucleotide messenger RNA. RefSeq lists its product as uncharacterized. The transcript is spliced from 2 exons. Gene Ontology annotation, biological process: proteolysis. NCBI's taxonomy places the organism in Eukaryota, Fungi, Ascomycota, Sordariomycetes, Sordariales, Podosporaceae. The record is from RefSeq and is a predicted model, not a curated record. Gene Ontology annotation, molecular function: metalloendopeptidase activity; zinc ion binding. Bases 1 to 1044 code for a protein of 347 amino acids.